UUUCAAUAAACAAACACAAAAUGUUCCCCAUUUGUCUUCCAAUCUUCCUCCUCCAACCACACUUCCAUCUUUUCAUCUACAAACCGAAUGCUUAACCUUCCGACACAAUCAUGAUUAGACCGGCCCACUUUCUAAAUCGCGCAUAAAUAAUUUUUUCUCCCUCUUCAAAGCUCAAUGCUCAACAAUGCAAGGCUCUCGGGUAGUCAAGAAGCAAAAACUUCAACAACUCAGGGGAUGCAGAGCCGCGUUGUGUUGCAAUUGCAGGCUUAGCGUGUCAUCCUCUGAGGAAGGUGCUGAAAGCGCCAAUUCCAAUAGGUUUGGAACAAUAUCAAGCCUUGCACACGCCAUGGUUCAAGAGAGGCUUGAUCAAAUGAUUAGAGAAAGGCGUGAGGCAAGGCAGGAAGAGAGGAGGAGGGCAAAAGGUGAAAGUAGUACUAAAUUUAUCGUUAUGGUGGCAAUGGAGAAGUCUUCUUAUGAUCCUAGAGAGGAUUUUAGAGAGUCUAUCGUGGAAAUGAUAGUGGCUAAUCAGAUUUAUGAGGCUAAGGAUCUACGACGCCUCUUGAAUUGUUACGUUUCAAUGAAUUCUGAGGAGUACCGGGGUGUCAUACUAGAGGUGUUCCAUGAGGUCUGUACUGAUAUGUUCUUAAGUUGUAAAUGUCAUUGACAGAAAAUGUAACAUUUUUUUAGAUGAUUAGUCCUGUUUAUGAACAUGGAUAAGAGAGGAUUGUUUCUGUGUAAGGUGAAGCUUCUGAGUGUCUAAAAUUACCUUCUUAUCCUUCAAUUUAGAUAGGCACGUGACUGUGUUAUGUCGAACAAUACGACCAUUGACACAGCAAACUAACCAGAUUAUGGAAAAAUGAGGUCCAACUCUAAAAUCAGUGCAGCACUCAAGGCUAAAAUUAGUUUACGAAGAGCAAAGGUAGGUUUUUUUUUUAAUGAUCUUUUUUUCUCUUGAGAAUUUCCCUGUCACCCUUUCUAUUUGACAAUCUGUAAUAA
This is a messenger RNA of Camellia sinensis, 996 nucleotides long. The record is from RefSeq and is a predicted model, not a curated record. NCBI's taxonomy places the organism in Eukaryota, Viridiplantae, Streptophyta, Magnoliopsida, Ericales, Theaceae.